This is a messenger RNA of Phlebotomus papatasi, 12501 nucleotides long. Its product is annotated as acetylcholinesterase-like. Gene Ontology annotation, molecular function: acetylcholinesterase activity. Gene Ontology annotation, biological process: choline metabolic process; acetylcholine catabolic process. The transcript is spliced from 8 exons. The record is from RefSeq and is a predicted model, not a curated record. Gene Ontology annotation, cellular component: plasma membrane. NCBI's taxonomy places the organism in Eukaryota, Metazoa, Arthropoda, Insecta, Diptera, Psychodidae. The coding region runs from base 959 to 3091 and encodes 710 amino acids.
AGACCAAACACGUCACUGCGACUAAAAGCGAUCAUCUCCAGUCAGUUGAGAGUUUUUCCUCAAAGUGUCACAUUGUGCUCUGUUCAAGUUAAAAAUCGCGCUGUGUGGAGAGGACAAAAGUGAUGAUUUUGGCCAUUAAAAAUUUAUAGGCUGAGAAUACAAGGAGCUCUCAGAAGAACCGCAGGACAAACUGUUGUGCAAAAAAAAAAUACUCCAAGGUGGGAUAAUAAAAGAGUCUGUGUGUAUUUUUUUGAGGUGAGAGACAAAAGGGAUGAUAAAGGCACUAUAAGUAGAAAAAGAAAUCUGUGAGGAAUUUUUAAAUGUAAAUUAAGUGCAGAUAUACUCGCAAAAUUUAUUAAUACAUACAAGAUACAUAAUGUACAAACAUAUAUAAGUACUGCGGCAUUUCUUUUGAGACACUCCGGGUGAAUAUGCAAAUGAAUUAAAGACGAAAGUGAUUUUGCGGUCAAUUUGAAGUGGCAAACAGGAGAAGCUUUUCUUUAGCUUUUUCACUGCAGAGAGAGUGGGAGAGCGAACAUUUUUGCUAGGCAACAUUUUUUAUUUAAAUUCACGACAACACCUGUGAAGUUGGUGAGAUAAGCCCGAAGAGAGAGAGAGAGAGAGAGAGAGAGAGAAGGAGAGAGAAAGAGAAGAAAUUUUUUUCGCAAAGUUUGGGAAAAGUGUUUGCCUUUGAGACACGAUUUUUCCGCCUGAAAAAAUAUAUACACCUUGUGCAGCAAUUUUCCCAUACGGCCACACCAUAGCUGACCCCUUCGAUAAUUUACCAAAAACGUUUUAAAUAAAGAGGAGGAUUUAUUCUUGGUGCAAAACUGAAAAGGAAAAGAAACCUUUUGAGGUGGGCGAAAACGAGAGAAAAUUUAUUUCUCCAAUAACGUGGUAUCUCGCAUAAUAUGUUUCUACAUGUGCAUUUGAGGUGUUGACAAACGGUUUCUCCAGGAUGGAGAUUCGGGGCAUUGUUGUCACCACAAUGCGCCCCUUCACAGGCAUCCACAGCGGUGUUGACCAAAUGUUUGUAAUAUGUCUCUUGAGUCUACUUGGAGUGAUGUGCCAAUUGGCGGAGGGUCGUCACCACGACCUAAGCAAUACGCAAUCAUUUAAGUCGGGGCCAAAGCACAUUGCAUCCGUGGAAGCGGCAGCGGUGUCAGUCUUAGGCGAAUCAACAUUAGAAGUAUCAAGCGAGAGUGAUGAUACAAUUUUUACCCCCUAUCUUGGCCAUGGUGAUGCAGUGAGAGUUGUGGAUGCGGAAUUGGGCACACUGGAGCGUGAAGGUGUGUCUGCUGGGAGUGACGGCACAUCUCAGCCACGACGUCGCAAUAUCAGCCGGCGCGAAUCAAAUCCGGAUGCUGAGGAAAACGAUCCUCUGAUUGUGACAACGGAUAAGGGGAAGGUGAGAGGUGUUACAUUAACAUCUCCAACGGGUAAGAAGGUGGAUGCGUGGAUGGGGAUUCCGUACGCACAGCCACCUGUUGGUGCACUGCGCUUCCGACAUCCACGACCGGCCGAACGGUGGUCCGGAAUCCUCAAUGCCACAACCCCGCCAAAUACGUGUGUUCAGAUUGUCGAUACGCUAUUCGGCGACUUCCCGGGCGCCACUAUGUGGAAUCCUAACACUAACCUUACGGAGGAUUGUCUCUACAUUAAUGUCGCAGUACCACAUCCACGUCCCAAAAACUCACCAGUUAUGCUAUGGAUCUUCGGUGGUGGAUUCUACUCAGGAACAUCCACACUCGAUGUGUACGAUCACAGGACCCUUGUAGCGGAGGAAAACAUCAUUCUGGUAUCUAUGCAGUAUCGUGUGGCUAGCCUGGGCUUCCUCUAUCUUGGUACUCCUGAUGCCCCUGGCAAUGCGGGUCUUUUCGAUCAACAUCUCGCUCUGCGAUGGGUACGAAAUAACAUUCAUAGAUUCGGCGGUGAUCCUACAAGGGUUACACUGUUUGGUGAAAGUGCCGGUGCUGUGUCGGUUUCCAUGCAUCUACUGUCGUCUUUAUCACAUGAUCUCUUCCAACGUGCUAUCCUUCAGAGUGGUUCACCAACGGCGCCGUGGGCCCUCAUUACGCGCGAUGAAGCCAUCAAUAGAACCCUUCGCCUAGCCGAAGCCGUGGAGUGCCCUCACAAUCGAGAUGAGCUAUCUGAAGUGCUGGAAUGCUUGCGUAGCAGGGAUGCCAAACAACUGGUUAACAAUGAGUGGAACAAUCUCGGAAUAUGUGAGUUUCCUUUUGUACCAGUUGUAGAUGGAUCCUUUCUUGAUGAGUCACCACAGAGAGCAAUGGCAACUGGCCGUUUUAAGAAGACGGACAUCCUCACGGGAAGUAAUACUGAGGAGGGAUACUACUUCAUCAUAUACUAUCUAACUGAAUUGCUGAGAAAAGAAGAGGGCAUAACUGUAACACGUGAAGAGUUCCUCAAGGCUGUUCGAGAACUCAAUCCCUAUGUCAAUGGUGCCGUGCGUCAAGCUAUCGUAUUUGAGUAUACAGACUGGACUGAUCCGGAUAAUGCUCAUAGCAAUCGAGAUGCACUGGAUAAAAUGGUUGGUGACUAUCAUUUCACGUGCAAUGUGAAUGAAUUUGCUCACAGAUAUGCUGAGGAGGGCAACAAUGUCUACAUGUAUCUCUACACCCAUCGCACCAAAGCAAAUCCAUGGCCACGCUGGACGGGAGUUAUGCAUGGGGAUGAAAUUAACUAUGUAUUUGGAGAGCCUCUCAAUCCUUCACUGACUUAUACGGACGAAGAGAAGGAAUUCAGCCGGAGGAUUAUGAGAUAUUGGGUGAACUUUGCAAAGACCGGAAAUCCCAACCCUGGAUUUGUAUCAAACCUGCCCGAUUGGCCAAAACAUACUGCUCAUGGAAGACAAUACAUGGAAUUAGGGCUCAAUACGACUUACCUCGGUCGUGGACCUCGACUAAGGCAAUGUGCUUUCUGGAAGAAGUACCUUCCUCAAUUGAUGGCUGCCACGAUCGAGAACAGUUCAACCAAAAAUUGCACCAACGUUGGAAACCAAUUCGUGAGGAAUCCAAAUUUUUCAAUACCCACAACACUAUUAGUCAUACUGGGAAUACUGAGUGUCAACUAAUGACGCCCUUCCUGAUCAAGAGUACCACAAUUAUGUGUUUCGUCACAGUAAUUGCUAUUAAAAUUUAUAUACUAAAUUCAAAUGUGAAGUAACGCGAUUUACACAUGAUUUAUUUUGGAAAUUAUGAUUAAAUUUAGUUGUGAUUCAUGUUUUAUUCGCCAAAGAGAGAAAAAAUUAAAAAAAAAAUUGUGAAAAAGACAGUCCACCCAUAUUUAUUGCAUCCAUCCAUCAUCCAAAAAAAAAGAAAAAAAUGAAUUAGGCUUAUAUUAUCUCUUAAAGAGUAUUCAUUAUAACUUAAUUAUAAUAUGUAAUUAAGCAAUUAACGCAAAUUGCAUUGAGUGGAAUUUAAACGAACAUGCCCUCAAUAUGGUUCAGUUCUAUCAAAUAAAUUCUAUAUAUAUGCACUACUAACCUAUGCAUAUUUGUAGAAUUCUAUGCAUCGAAUGAACCAUAAAUUAAAUGUUCAAAAUGUACGAUGUCCCCAUGAGAUUAGGCACUAAAGGAGGCGUAACUGUAGGGCGGAUAUCCUGAAGAAAAUCCAUUGCAGAUGGCAUUACAUUGGCAUAAGGGAUGAAAAUACUAUCGGUCAUAAAUGUAGUGGCUUUAUACAUAAACAAUAUUUUAUUAUGUGAUGUAAGAAAUAAUCAAAUACUAACGAUUGCAAAAGUCUCGGCUUGACUGAAUUAUUAAUUUUAUUAUGUAAAACUAAAAAAUAUACCUUAGAGAGAAUUACAUUAAAGAGGAAGAAGUAUAAAUUGAAAAAAAAUGAAAGAAGAAAAAGAAAUUAAUAUAGGAGAUAAUAAAGAAAAGAUGUUCAGAUAAAAACAUAUCAUUUAAGCUUACAAUUUAGUAGGAUGACUAACAAAGUACUAUAAGAUAUGACCAUUUGAGAAAAGUCUACAACAUUCACUGUUCAUUCAACUAAUGAGGGUAAUCGGCUUAAAAAUUACAUUUUUUUUUCAAAUACUCUUAAUUUUGGAAAAAAAAGGAUAAAAUGAAUAAAAUAUAGUAAGACAAAGGGGCAGAACUUUGACCGAAUAUAUCGGAUAGUAUAGUGUAUAGUCCUAAUUUUUGAAUCUGAAAGUUUUUGAGAUUGAACUACAAACUACAACUUGUAACUGCAACGAAUUUUUUCAAGUUGUUGAAAAUUCAGUUUUAAACUCCUUUUCCAUUAAUUUACAUUUGUAAAUCAAUAUUUAAUAAUGGUACAUAAACUAGUGCAAAAUGUUGAUGUGUUGCUAAAAGCCAGUUUUUAAGAAUGUCUGCUAGAGAGAUAGGAUUCAAUCUCUAAUGUCAAGUCAGCCCGGUGUCAUACAAAAAUACUUUAUGACGUAAAGAAGAGACAAAAAAAAAGAGAAAUAAUUAUCAUGGAAAGCCAAAGAAAAUAAACUUCCAACUUAAGUUUUUUCCUGUUGCUAUAAAUUUCUAAAACACUGUUUUUUCAUCACAAUAAAAUCUUUUGCUUAAAAACUCUUUCUACUUGAAAAAUCGUUAUAUAAUUGAAUUUCCCAGUCUUUGCUGCCUUAUGUAUUGUGAACCAAAUAAAAAAUGAAAACAAUAGGUUUGACAAGUUUAGAAUAUAAAAAUAAAAAUAGAUGACAUUUUACGCUUUUUGAGGCGAAAGAGGAAAUAAAAAAAGGUUUUUCAAUAAUGAAAUUUUUACACCUACAUAUUUAAUAAAAAAAAAGAUGAAAAAUAAUUAGGAGAAAUUUGUCUAAAUAUCGUUCUAGUCAUAAAAAAAGGAAUAUGGAAAUGCUUUUAAUUUUAAUAAUGGUGUAAGUGUAAGUGGAAUAGAACAAAAAAAAAUGACAUAAAAAGUAAUGUCCUAAUACAAAUUUUCAUAUUGACAUUGUUUCCUACAAAAAAAAAACCUUACUUGGUAAGAACAACGUAUUUCUACUAAUUUUUACGAAGAAACCCGCAAUCAUUAAUUUUUUCAUGGCAUUUCUACCUUUCUUUUGUUUACCUACAAAUAACGCACCAUGAUAUAGGGAAGACGUUUUUCUUCUAAUGUAAGAGAAAUAGCGAAAAAUGUGGAAAAAAUACAAAAAAAAAGAUCAGUAUCGAUAGUAAAAAUCAAUAUUAAUAGAGAAUGAGUCAAAAAAAUACUUGUUAUUUGUGCAUAAAAGCGGAUUUACCUGCACGUACUGUUCCAAUAUGACACGAUAAUAUGCGUUAAAGAGUAACUAUAAAAUGAGGUAUUUAAAUGAACGACCAACUAAAUAAAUUGAUUAAAAAUUUAAAAAAAAAGGUAAAAUUACUAGUCAUGUAGUAAAUUUAGUGUUAUGAAAAUAUAUGUAAAUAGUAUAUGGAGCAAAAUAAUAUUAAGAAAAUUGAAGGAAAAUCUACAAUAGUUUCCUAAAUAGAAAAGAAAAAAAAGAAAGAAUCUGUCUGAAUGAGACGGUAUUCAUUAUUUCUUGAAGUUUGUUCACAUCCGAUAACAAAAGAAAUAAAAUAGUUAUGUAAUGAAUUUCAGACGUUUUGUGCUUAAAAUACUAAUUAAGCUUUGUAGUAGUGAAUAAUUCUAAAAAAGAAAAAAAGGAAAAAUGAAAAGGAUGACAGAGAACAGUUUGAAGUCGUUGAUUGAACCAGUGAGAAGAAAAAUGAAUACAAAUUUUAAAAAAAAUGCAAUCACUUAAAAAUCGUCAAGUACUGUGAUGUGAACAUAGCUUCGAUUUCUAAUUUCAUUCAAAAGAAGAAGGAAAAAAAAUAGAAAAAAGAAUUAAUAUGAAAAGUUGGAGUCAAAAGCCAUCACAACUCAAAGACGUUUGCUGCAAAAAUUCAGUCAGAAAACUACAAAACAAUGGACUAAUGUUUCAAUAGGAGAUGUUACUAAAGUGAAUAAAAAAGGGGCUAAUAAAGCAUUAAACUUAAUUUACAAGAACCUACAACAUUAAAACUUUUACUACUAAAUACAUAAAUAGAUUACAAUAAUGGAUAUUGAUAUAAAAAAAGACAAAAAAAAAGAAAUUUAGUAUGAAUCUCAAAUUGACAAGAAAAUUUAAUAAAUAAAUUUAUGUAAAAUUACUCAAAUGAAAGAUAUAUACUACUCUCGGUAGUAUAUUGAUAAAAAAAAAAAUGAAUGACUUUCUCAAUUGCUCCUCAGAAAAAAAAAACCUUUUUACUAUUGUUUUAUAACUGACCUACACAAACAGACUCGAAACUCAUGAAAAUUCGUAGAAAAAAAAAUAUAAAUGAAACGAAAUGGAUAUUUAUAGCGUUUAAUGAACCCCUACGAUGAUGAAAAACAAGAAAUGAAAAUUUAUACAGCAACUGAUGAAAAGCUAAUAAAUCACGCUACAUAUCUCCAUUGGUGCAAAACUAUAAUAUUUAAUAUUUACUAAUUAUAUACACACAUUAUAUAGAACAUAUGAAAAAAAAAUUAAUAAGGAUAAUAAUAUUAUUCGAUUGUAUAAUAAUGAAAAAUGAUAAAAAGGAAAUAUUGUGACACAUAUUUAUUCAGUAACUGCAAAACAAACCUACAGAACAUUCUGUGUUAGCACAUCAAAUCCGUUAGAAUGGAAUAUUUAUCUAAUAAAGAAACGAAGAAAAAUUGAAAAACUACAGAUUUGUGCAGGAAAUGGCUUUUUAGAUUCACCUAAUUUAAAAUUACAAUAAAUAAACAAUUAAAAGUACAGUAAAUCUAAAAUAUGUAUAUCAAGGUUGAAACAUAUUUGCAUAGAAUAUAGCAUAGUCAGAAAAGUUCGUUCCACACAGAAAAAAAUAUUUUGUAAAAAUAUUCGUAAAUGUUUGUGAAAUCCUAUGAGGGAGUUACACUGGUAAAAAUAAAAGGGUCAAAUUGACCCUUUUCAAAAGGAUGGAUCGUAUUUGACCCUUUGAAAGGUUCACUUUUGUAUCUCUUGAAAUUUACUAUGCACAUUUAUAACGAGUAAUCAUGUUUUAUUGUAAACUUAUUACUGAUAUCAUAUUUCUCUCAUCUGAGCGAAUACCAAAGAUCACUUUUUCAUUGUUUUUUUAUUCGUUUAUUCUGGAAUUAAAUAGAUGUCAAAACCGUGACCCUUUCGAAGGGUACCUGGUGACCCUUUCAAAGAGUCAAAUAUGAUCCAUCCUUUGGAAAAGGGUCAAUUUGACCCUUUUAUUUUUACCAGUGUACGAAAUGCUCGUGAAUCGUAUAACCCACAAACAAGUUCGUAAAAGUUUGUAUUUUUCACAAACAUUGUUUGUAACAUGAUCAUUUGACGAACAUUUUUUGUACUUUUACAAACAUUUGUUUGUAAAUGUUCGUAAAUACACAAAAAAUGUUCGUAAAAUUUUGUCAUUUGUUCGUAAAUGUUCGUAAAAUACUCGACAGGAAAACAAACAUUUGCAAACAAAUGACAAAAUUUUACGAACAUUUUUUGUGUGUUUAGGAACAUUUACGAACAAGUGUUUGUAAAGUACAAAAAAUUUUCCUCAAAUGGUCAUGUUAGAAGCAAUGUUUGUGAAAAAAGUACAAACUUUUAUGAACUUGUUUGUGGGUUGUACGAUUCACGAGCAUUUCGUAACUCCCUUAUAGGAAUUCACAAACAUUUACGAACAUUUUUACAAAAUAUUUUUUUCUGUGCAUGCAUUCGCAUGUGAAAGUUGCUGUUACAUUUAAAAUUUCUAUGAAAGCGUCGACUUUCAUCUUGUCUGCAUUGAUCUAUGUUUUUCCUUGGCUAUAUUCUAUGUUAAUGUGUAAACAUAACGAAGAUUAUGAUUAUACAUACAUCAAUUUACUUAAUUUGACACAAAUGUGCAAACAAUUUAAAGCUCAUUUUUUUCUGAAAAAUCCUUAACGUUUUAUGAUUAUAAAAACCAAAUUUCGAAAAUAUCUAUCAAGAACGCUAUUAUUUGACUUAUACCGAAACAUAGAACAUGGAACGGAAUUAUAGUAAAUUUUAAUCGAAAGCAUGAAAAUAGAACUUUUUUUUGAUUAACCCAUUUGUUACCAUUGCAUUAUACAUCAUACGCGGAUUGAGUGAUUUUAGAUAAUUUAUUACUGGGCAAUUGAUAUUCGAAUUUCUGUCGGGAGUGGAUUUUUAAUUACUUUAGUCCUUCAAUUACUUGGAAAAAAUAGCCGAACAGAGAUGGGAAUACAUUUUGUUGUUCUCUUCUCGAAGUCAUACAAAACAUUUGCUCAAAAAAUAUAUUAAGGUUUAUGGUCCGAAUGAUGCCACUGCACUAUUUGAUGCCACUUUGAAUAAAAGGGUAUUUUUUCAAUAUUAGGGUAAGUGUACCAAAUUUCGGCCACCUCAUUUGUUUCUCAAAAUUCCAUGAAUUUUUUGUUUUUGCGAAUUCUACAGAAUAUACAAUGCAAAAUAAUAGAAAAAAAUAUCCAUUCUACGAUCGGGAUGAUGUGAAAAAUACUUUGGAAGAAUUCCGGAAGAGCACGGAACUAUGAAAACCAAGGUGGCCGGAAUAAGCCACCAAAGCUAUGUCUACAUUUUUAUUCAUUUAAAAAUGCAUUAAGUAUGAUUUUAAAGAAAAUAAAUACGAUAAACUUUCUACAAGAUUCCAAGUAACAUUCCUUAAAACAAGUGAUAAAAAAAAUCAAUUUGUAUCGAAAAUAUUACACUUCAAGCUUAAGACUUUGGUGCUUGCAAGCAACUAUGCCGAAAUUUGGCACACUUACCCUAUGAUAUUUUUGAAUUAUGAUAUAUAUACAAUAGUAAUUUUUGGAUAUAUUUUAUAAUUAGAAAAUAUUGUAAUAUUGAAAAAUUACCCUUUUAUUCAAGGUGGCAUCAAAUGGGGUAGUGGCAUCAUAAAUUGUAACCGCAUAAAAUAUCUUAGCAGUUCUAUCGAAUUCACUGAUUGGUUAUAGUUUUAUAAGCUUUCAAGCUUUAGCCAACCAUACAUGAUGCAACUGAAAUAUUUUAUGGGAUUUAAUAGUAAAUUAUGGAUAAUGUUGAAUGAUGUCGCAUAUUAUUUGCAGAAUCUCUCUGACUGAGAGAGAAGAAGUUACAGAGCAAUUAUUCAGUGAGUACUUUUUUAAUAGUUGUUGGAGUUUUCCGAUAUUGCUAUAUAAAGUGCUAAAAACGACGUAAAAUAUUUUAUAAUUUCUAAAACCUUUGAGAUUUACAUUUGAAAAUCUUCAAAAGUUAAGGUACUUAAAGAAUUAGUCACAUGGAAUUAAAAAUUCAAUUCCACAAAAUGUUUCAGUCUAAUUACAUUCUCUGGUUGGCUGAAAGUUAUAAGCAUUAGGGGUAAAAGCUUUUCGAAAAACUAUAAACACAUUGGAAAUAAAUAUUUUAUGGGGUUAAAUAUUUUAAUAGAAGUGAACACUACUAAGGGCUAGGAUUUUGAAAGCUUACCAACUCUAUUCAUUCAGAUAAAGAGAUAAGGCUAAAAUAUUUCGUUUCAUAAAAUAUUUAUAGUGUCAUCGUGUUUCCUAAUUGACUAAACCACUAAAGCUUAAAAGCAUUUGAAACUUUUAAAUUUUCGUCAACGUGGAAAAAGUGAAGUAACUAAAAUAUUUAAUGGGAUUAUUAUUUUUUUACGUAGAGAUAAUGCUUUAUUUUUAUAAAUAUUGUAAUUUUUUUGUGGAAUAUUUUCUGAAAGCAUUACGGAGCUUUUUUGACAUAGACGGACAUAGAGUUUGAUAUUUUAGUCAAAUGAUCGUGUUCCUGAUAAGAUUUUCACGAUGUUUUAUCAUUAACAUUUCUAUAAUUUAGAUUUUAAUAAAUUAAUUCUCAACUGGAAAUAGUUCAUAUUUCAAUGAAUUCUGAUGCUAAAUUCAAUACAGAAUUUACAAUUUUGGCCUCGAGAAAAAAUCUUUUUUUUUUAAUUGAAAUUCAUUAUUACACUCAAUGUAGCCCUAAUAAUUUUAAAUUAAAAAAAAUAAUUCUAUUUAUAACACUCUCAUACGAAGUCCUUUAGGGGGAAGUGGGGCACUUUUGAAAGUGGGGCACCUUUGAAAUUGGGAUUUUUCUGCUAUUUUUAAGUGGAAUUAAGCCAUAUCAUAAUGUAAUUGAGCUUCUCAAUCUGUUUGUGCAGCUAAAUUAUAUCACGAAAAGGCUCAAUUUUAUUAAAAAAAAAUAGGUGAAAAAUCCCGAUUUCAAAGAUGACCCACUUCCCCCUAUACAAUUUCUUGUGCAAAUCUGUAAAUUUAGGAAGCAGUGUGGUGUGAAAUUAUUUAUUACGGAAUUAGAUAUGAAUUUUUGAAGAUCUUUACGUCAUAAUAAACACAAUGUGGGAAUAAAUCAAUAAGGCUUAACACAUCACACCACAAUAAAAUAUCUAUAUAUUUCCUUUGAUUUGAUAUCUCAAUCUAUACAAGUUCCAUUUUUCUAUCUACUACUUUUCCUCUCAUCACCUUUUUCACAUUGUCCAUAAAUUAUGUUGUAACUCAAGAUAAAUUUCUUGCUGUCACGGCAAAUAACACCACAGUUCAUAUACAGCGAAUUAGUAUUUACUAUAUACAUGGAAACUAUCAAUAGGAUAUUUUCUUUCAUUAUUUUCUCUCCCCAAAAAAAAAUGAUACUGCAUUUGACAACUAAAAAACGUACUCUAAUAAUAUUAGAAAAAACCUUAUUGAAGGCAUAAUUUGAGGCGGAUAGAGGUCAUAUUACAAGGAGAAGUAUUUUUAAAUUUAUAAGCUAAUUAAGGGACACUUAAAAUUGUAGUAGUUGCGCGCUCAUAUCACGUAUUAUCUCACAUAAAUUAUGUGCUUUUGAUGAAAAAAGUAAUAUUGCAUUACCUAUUUGUCACUGUUGUCGAGCCUAGUUGAUUGAAUUAAAAAUUAAAUAAUUUCUAUUAUUAGUUUUUAUAAAGCUUCGUGAUAAUUCGAAGGAUUGAGGGAGGAUUUCUUGAGAGAAAAAGUGAAUUUAAUUUAUAUUGAUUUCUUUAUUUUAAACUUUCAAUAUUUAUUUUAAAGCAUUAAAGUUUAAGACUUAAAAAAAUAGAUUUCUAAAUCUUAAAAAUUUCUCAACAGCAAAAAAAGUCACUUUUUCUCAAAAGAAGUGGUAUAUUGUUGGGAAUAUUUGGCCAAAUGUAAUGUGUAAUUUAUCAGAUAUUUCCUUUAUAGGCAUUUAUAAUAAUUUCUCUACAAAGAAAAUCACUGAUUAAAUCAAAUGUCUCCACAUCUUUUAAACUGAAUGAGAUAUUUUGAGUCACAUAUGCAUGAUGCAAAAGCUUUAUGAAAAAACAUUGUUCAUGCAUUUCUUUUCUACAUAAAUUGUUGGAAGAAAAAGCAUUAUAUAAAUUUAUGUAGCCAUAGUAGUUGUACAUAGUGUCAAAACUAAAUGAACAUUUAUUUUAUUUAGUCAACGUACAAUUGUUUCUCUCUCAAAGGAUAAAAAAAUGAUAUAAUAAGAAAUGAUUAGCUCAAUAUAUUAAUUGUGAUAACCAUUAUUAAAAAAAAAAUGCACUAAACGGAUUUAUCGAGAAUAAACUUUGAGGCUAGAAAAAAAAUGGAAAGACAAUGUGAGGCAACUGAGAAAUGAAAUAAACACACAACUGAUAAAGAAAUCUUAUAUCUAAUAUAGACAAAAAAAAGGAGUAAUAUAAUUAUGAGGAGAUAACUAGUGGAAAAAAAAUAGAGAAACAAUAAUCGUCACAAUAUAAUUGUUACAUGUUGUUAACCACAUCUCAAGAAAUAACAAGACAUUAUAAGGAUUAUUGAAGAAAAUUCCUAACACUGAAUAAUUAAUGUUUGAAAUGGACAAAUGAAUAUUUCUAUUAUAAGUUGAAUAAAGAAAAAAAAAAGAAAAAUUAUCCAUGAAGAAGCUUCAUUUGUGCAGUUAUGUAAUUUAUAAAUUAUUAUUAUUGCUAUAAUAUUUGACAAAAAAAAAGAAUUAUAUUAAUUAAUGUGAUUGUUAUCCCUCCUUCCAUUCCAGAAUACGAUGAAUUUUUAAGUAGAUAAAAAAGGAAAGAAAAAAAAUCAUUACAAAAAAGUAGUUGGGCCUAAGAAAAUGCUAAAAAAUAAUUACAAUAAUUGCAACACAAUUACAUUACAAUGACCCAUUACCUAUAAUUACUUACAAAAUAAAUAAAACAUUCUGAAAACAAAAUACUCUUGUCUUUUUCUAAUUCACCUUUUAUGCCAAAAAUGCAUUAAAAAAAAGAACUCUUUUCUACUUCAUUUUUUUCACAACCUCUCCUCUCUCUUUUUAAACUCUCGUGCAUAACACCACACAUUUAGAAGACCACACUUAGGUGACAUAGAAAAUAUUGAGAGAAAAUUUGCUAAAAAAAAAGAUCACUAAUUUUUACAUGAAGAUGAUAAACUAAAUAUUUGCUAAAGGAUACCUUUGAAAAUGAUAAUGAAAAGUGAAAUAUUGAAUUAGUAAAAUUUACUAAAAAAAAAAAAGAAAUGCUAUAUAUUAAAAUUUCCUAAACAAGUAAUGUAAUAUCUGAAAUAUGUAAAAUGCUUUGUUAAAUGUAAAUGUUGUGUAUAGAUAAUAUAAGAAUACACACAAUUUAAAUGAAAA